This is a messenger RNA of Brassica oleracea var. oleracea, 616 nucleotides long. RefSeq lists its product as uncharacterized. Bases 77 to 469 code for a protein of 130 amino acids. Lineage: Eukaryota; Viridiplantae; Streptophyta; Magnoliopsida; Brassicales; Brassicaceae. The record is from RefSeq and is a predicted model, not a curated record. The transcript is spliced from 2 exons.
UUCAAGCAACAAUCUAAGUUACAUUUUAAAAAGUUUUAUAAUUCUUUCUUCGUAAGAAUAGUUAUAAAACAAUAGUAUGUUGAUUGGGAAUCGACAAAUGCAGAGAAAACCAAGCAUGCCUAGGAUUACCAUCGAGGUUGAUGAUAAUCAUACCGCCGGCCAAGAUUCUGACGUGUCUAUGGCGGUGGUAGACGGCGGAGAUAAUUACGACCAGCGGUUCUUCGCGAUGUUAUCACCGAGAAAUCACACAAGGACCGAGAGAAAAGACUGGGGGAAAUCAACGUUGCCGUCAUCGUCUUUUCUUGGAAGCUGUGGCUUUUGCAAACGCCGUUUAGCUCCCGGCCGUGAUAUUUACAUGUACAAAGGGGAUGCAGCGUUUUGUUGCAUGGAAUGCAGAGAACAACAGAUUGAGCAGGACAGGCAAAACUCCAAGCAGAGCGCCAGAGUCGUUCUAUCACCAUCAAACUAAACAUAUGGAUGGCUCAAAUUAAGCUCUGACUAUUAAAGCUCGUGUGUGUGACUUGGGAUUGAUGCCGUUAUUAUUAAUUAGCAUCAUCAUGUAAAAAUUAGGUCAAAAAUUGAAAUGAAACUCUUUCAUGUCUUGCGUAUUAUUAUU